Molecule: messenger RNA, 1358 nt
Organism: Gloeophyllum trabeum ATCC 11539
Lineage: Eukaryota; Fungi; Basidiomycota; Agaricomycetes; Gloeophyllales; Gloeophyllaceae
Product: oxidoreductase
Exons: 6
Coding region: 18-1358 (446 amino acids)
Molecular function (GO): nucleotide binding
Source: RefSeq, a predicted model, not a curated record
CCGGAAUUACUGCAUCAAUGUCGUCCUCGAAGCCUCUUGGUGGACGCACCGCUAUCGUCGGUACGGGCAGUCGCGCGGCGAUGUUCGUCCGCGGCAUCGUUGCUCGGCCAAAGAGCAGCGUCGUAGCCAUCUGUGAACCGAAUGCCGUGCGAGCAAGCUACUACAAUGACCUCCUGACCUCGCUGGGUGCGCCGACGGUGCCUGUGUACAAGCCUGACCAAUUCAAGGAGAUGUUGGAGAAGGAGAAUGUGGAGACGGUGGUUAUUACCUGUGUUGAUGCGUUGCACGAUCUGUAUAUUGUACCUGCGUUGGAGGCGGGAGUGCGGGUUCUCACCGAGAAGCCUAUGACAACAGACGUCGCCAAAUGUCGACGUAUUCUGGAGACCGUGAAUCGGACUGGCCGCCAUUUGACCGUCACGUUCAAUUAUCGAUACAACCCAGUUCACGAGUUAGUCAAGCGAACCAUCGCAGCUGGGGAGAUUGGCGAAGUGCUCUCCGUUCAUUUCGAAUGGCUCCUGGAUACAGUCCAUGGCGCAGACUAUUUCCGACGCUGGCAUCGCCAGAAGAGCAAUUCCGGAGGUCUCAUGGUGCACAAAUCAGGGCAUCAUUUCGACCUGGUGAACUGGUGGAUCGACGCUGAGCCUGAGACCGUGGCCGGGAUGGGUCGCCUUGCCUUCUACGGAGAGGAAGCCGGCAAGAAGCACGGCUGGGCUAGAUCGUACGAGCGAGCCCGCGGGUCAGCCGAGGCAAAGAAUGAUCCGUUCGCCAUCGACCUCGAGGGAGAUGAGACCCUGAAGAAGAUCUACGCCGACGCUGAAGGGGAGGAUGGCUACUAUCGAGAUCAGAACGUCUUCGCGCCGGGUAUCGGUAUUGAGGAUGACAUGAGUCUCCUCGUGCGGUAUAAUACGGGUGCUGUCAUGACAUAUCAUCUGACCGCGUAUUCACCCUGGGAAGGAUACCGCGUCAUGUUCAACGGCUCACAAGGUCGCCUUGAACUUGAAGUGGUCGAGUCGGCAUACCGACUGGCGGAAGAUCCACAGCUCACCGGCGGACAGAUCCACGGAAAGGCAGCGCUACCGAACGCCGGGGGUGCCACAGUGAAACUGCAUAAACUGUGGCAAAAGCCGGUGCUACUGCCGGUGCAAGUCGAGCAUGGGGAACACGGGGGUGGAGACCGCCGCAUGCUCAGCGUCCUCUUUGGUCCCCAGCCGGGCGAGGAGGUGGAUACGGGAGACGCGUCGAAGCAGGGCGCGAAUGAGCGGGAUGGGGCCAUGGCUUUAGCUGUUGGACUAAUGGCGAACGAGAGCUUCAGGACGAACCAAUUCGUACACAUAAAGAGCCUGGCACUGCCGCUUUAG